AUGGUUCGAAAGGAUAGCGAGAGCAGCUGCUCCAGCGAUGACAGUCAUUCUGGCGAGGACUACACCUUGGCCAACGAUGCCGUCGUUACCAAGUACCAGGUUGCUGCUGAGAUCACCAAUGCUGUUCUCAAGGUAGCGAACGAGAGUUUGGAACAGGUUAUCAAUUUUUGCUUUACAGGAGGUGAUUGCUAACAUCAAGGAAGGAGCUAAUGUCGGAGAUCUUUGUGAUUUUGGAGACAAGCUGAUUCUCGAGAAGACCGGUAGACUCUACAAAAAGGAGAAGAAGCUCACCAAGGUUCGGAAAAGGCAGUUGGGGAAAGUCUUCAUCGUGAUUUCUUCAGGGAAUCUCCAUGCCAACCUGCAUUUCUGUAAACAACUGCAUUUGCCACUACACUCCACUCCGAUCUGAGCCCCAAGUUACGUUGAAGGCCGGUCAAGUUGUCAAAAUUGAUCUAGGAGCUCACAUUGACGGCUUUAUUGCCACCGCCGCCCACACUGUUGUUGUUGGUGCUUCGAAAGAGAACAAAGUCACUGGAAAGGUUGCCGAUCUUCUCCGCGGAACGUACGAUGCUAUGGAGAUUGCUAUUCGCUCUCUGAGACCAGACACCCUCAAUCUUGACAUCACCAAGAAUAUCGACAAGGCUGCUGCUGAAUUCGGGCUCACCCCAAUUGAGAACAUGCUCUCCCAUCAGCUCGAAAGAAACGAAAUCGACGGAGAAAAGAAAAUCAUUCAGAACUCUGGAGAGAAGCAAAAGGGAGAGAUCGAGAAGGUUCGUUAGACACUUCACACAUUUCUUAUCAGUCCUCCUCUUUCAGGUCAAAAUUGACAAGCACGAGGCUUACGCUAUCGACGUUCUUCUCUCAACUGGAAAGGGAAAGCCGAAGGACUUGGACACUCGCACCACUGUCUACAGAAAGAACGAGUCUGUCAGCUAUCAGCUCAAGAUGAAGGCUUCUCGCGUCUUCUUCGCUGACGUCAACAAACAGGUUUUUUUUGCUAAUUGAGCUUUAGUCUACUUUUAUAUUUGCAGCACGGACCAAUGCCAUUCUCUCUGCGCAGCUUCGAGGAGGAAGUCAAAGCCAAGAUGGGAGUCGUUGAGUGCGAGAAGUACGGACUUCUUGUUCCAUACCCAGUAUGUUAAAUAACGGAGAGCUUCUCAUACGAUAGUUCACAGGUACUCUACGAGAAGGAAGGAGAGCUUGUUGCUCAGUUCAAGGCUACCGUCCUUGUGAUGCCAAACGGCCUUCUCAAGAUCACCGGACUCCCCUUCGACAGCGAUGUCUAUCAAUCUGACAUUACCGUCAAGGUGAACUCCAUUUUAACUUCAGAUUUUGAAUUUGUUUAUUGCAGGACGCGGAACUUCAGACAGUCUUGAAGUCGGCCUUGAAGCCAAAAAAGAAGAAGGAGGCCAAGAAGGACGAACCGGCUGCCGCCAAGAAAGCAUAA
Molecule: messenger RNA, 1447 nt
Organism: Caenorhabditis sp. 36 PRJEB53466
Lineage: Eukaryota; Metazoa; Nematoda; Chromadorea; Rhabditida; Rhabditidae
Source: the annotation of a GenBank genome assembly